CUUCACUGCGACGACGCCACGUUCCACCUCGCCAGCGAUGCCGAGCAGGACAUUGCCAACCAUGAGCCCGCUCCCAAGGCUCAAGAACCUCCUCAAGUCUGGAGACUCCUUCAAGCCUCUGGUCUAUGCGGAAAAGUGUAUCCUCGACACCCUUCCCGGUCAGGUUAUCAGGGAUAUUGGAUGGCACUGCGACUCUCUGAGCGACGUUCUCAACCUCAGUCUUUGCUCACGAAGACUGAGAGCACAGUUGUUGCCUUGUCUCUAUUCCAAUAUCGAAUUGAAAACCAACAAGCAAUGCAAGUCGACCUUGGUGUCACUCUCUAAACGCCUGGAAAACGCCCGGCACGUACGCCGCCUCGCCGUUUGCCCGAACCCAAUCGAAUGGACGGCACCGGGCGAAGAAAUCGACGAGAACCUUAUCUGCGAACUCGUCUGCACGCUCGCACCUCACCUUCGGUCCUUGGAGUACUUUGCCUGGGACGGUUGGGAGAUGCCCUCGGACGAUUUGUGGACGGCCUUGAGGAAAUCUUGUCCGCAUUUGAAAGGAAUCAGCAGCGUUAUUGGUGACCGACCUCUGAACCCAGGAAGCCAGCUGUACAAGUUUUCCAAUUUGAGGCAAUUCUCGCUCACUGUGAAGACGAAAUCGUUGGACUGGUUGGCUGCUGGACCCCCAAAGGUUGAAAGGCUACCGCGAAGGUUCUGGGAGAUGUUGAUCGAACGGUGCCCUCGCCUCGAGGAACUGACCCUGAACGCUGUGGCGCCUGCGCACCGCAUCUUCGACGCCAGGAACGUGACAUUGGGGCGGUGGCCAAGACUUCGCUCGAUAACCUUGGGGGACAUGGCCCUGCAGGAGAGCACCAAGGACGACAUUUCCUCCGUUCAGGAUUAUCAGGCGUUCAUGAAGUUCUUUGCCAAUCAUCCAAGGCUACAGCAUAUCGCCCUACAGCAUGCCGGUGGUAGCACGAUCUUCCCUUCCUCCUUUGCUCUUCCAUUCUCUGCUCUUCCCCGUCUCGAAUCCUUUCAUGGUCCUCUCAAGUACCUUCGAAGCAUCCCCCACCCAGAGAAACUGCGUCACCUCACUCUCACGUCGCUCCACCACACUAUGUCCUCAUUCCAGCCGACGUUUAAUGCCCUCCAAGACUUCCCCAAUCUGGAAUCUUUGAGUGUCUGGAUCGAUCUGUCGUUCGGUGGGCAACUCUAUCUUCAGGAUGAAACACAGUUGUUCAGCUCCUUCCUGAACGCCUGCCCAACGCUUCGACAUCUCCACGUUAUGUGCUUCACUCGCCCAACUUUCCGCGUGGUAAGUCUUGACUUGUUCAGGCAUGAAGAUGUCCAAAAAUACUCAUCCGAUAUCCAGCGAGAUUUCUCCAGAGCACUUCGUCAGGCACCCAACCUGGAAUCGUUCACCCUAAUCAAAAUGUACAAGUCAUCUGAUGAAGACAUGACUACAAGUGCAAUCCGCAUCCUCCAAGAGAACCCCAACAUCGAAAAGUUCACUCUUCAGUAUACGCAAGAUCGAUGGCCGACCCUGAGCGCUGGACGACUCAGGCAAAUGGGCGUCUAUCGCGCCAGCAACUACGACGUAUUUGGAUACCCUGAAUCGAUGCAGGCCACCGAAUGCAAGGUCAAAACGUUUGGAUCCGUCUCUACGAGGAGGUUCAACCACAACCUUUCCGCCAAAUUGCCUCCUGGAAGCCCAGCCUGGGAGGCUCGAUCGCCUCGGUCGUCUAUUUCCAGCGACAGUCGAAGUUGGCACCGACGGACUGGGUCUCAAUCAAGCUUUGUGGUAGUCUAAGCUCUUUGUCUAUUCUCGACGCCUACGUUAAAUAAUGCCGAUUGGUGGACUUGCGCUUCACUCUUUGCCCGUUCACUUCAGUACCAGUAUUCGAGUUCUCCGUUGUAUUAUUAUCGAACACCGUUGGUAACUUAUAUGAUGAUGUUAAUGUUAUACCUUAU
Molecule: messenger RNA, 1956 nt
Organism: Coprinopsis cinerea okayama7#130
Lineage: Eukaryota; Fungi; Basidiomycota; Agaricomycetes; Agaricales; Psathyrellaceae
Exons: 5
Coding region: 38-1795 (585 amino acids)
Source: RefSeq, a predicted model, not a curated record